UCCGGUACGGUGACAAUACGCGUCGCUCUUUUCCAAGGAUCCUCGGUAGCGAAGUAGAAGAUUGUUUUGCCACGAGCUGGUGUGGGGUUAAGGAAAUGUGGUGUACUUAAACAUGCGGGGAGCCUGUGAAGUAGGCGUCCAGCCAUCCAGUAGUUUAAGUAUCUCAGCCCCCUCGCUGUACCUGCCAUAUAUCAUUAGACUUCCUCAAGCAGCUUAUUUUUAACCGCAUUCCACUUAUGUCUCCUGCAAUCAUGCCGCAGGCAGACCAGACAGCGCCUGCCAAUGGUCACGUCAAUGGCACUCAAGUCGAACAGAGCGUGCCAAAUCCCGUCUACUUGACCACUGAGCCAAAGGAGGAUUUUGACUGGAAAAUCACCCUCAGGGGCAAAGUGAUCGCCAUCACUGGCGCAAACAGAGGCAUCGGUCUGGGACUUGCAACGGUAUGCCUUGCAAACGACGCUGCAGAGAUAUAUUCGCUCGACCUCUUUGAACCGGGCGAGGAUUUCCAGGCGCUUCAAAAGGCGAACCCCAAGCGUGUGCACUACCUGCACUGCGAUGUCACGUCCGAGGAAAGCGUCAACAAGGCGGUUGACCAGAUUGUAGCUGAGUCGGGCCGCAUAGAUGGCAUGAUUGCCAACGCGGGAAUGACCAAGCAUCAGCCAGCGCUGAACUUUGACCGCCCUCAGCUAGAGCAGCUAUUCAACCUCAACGUGUUCGGCGCUUAUUUUUGCGCGACGGCAGCAGCGAAGAAGUUCAUUGAGCUGGGAAUAAAGGGGUCGAUUGUCUUCACUGCAUCCAUGACUUCGUACCGGCCGAACAGGGCAGCACCGUCGGCGCCAUAUGGAGGGACCAAGGGCGCUGUUCGCAACAUGGCGCACACGCUAGCCAUGGAGUGGGCGAAGCAUGGGAUUCGUGUCAAUUCCAUUUCGCCCGGUUUCGUGCGAACGCAGAUGACGUACUAUGUUGAGAAGGCGCCUGACUGGAAUCUGAAGAUGCAAUAUUAUGGCGGCAUGCCGAGACUGGCUGAUCCUCGCGAACUUGGCGGAGCCUACGUAUAUCUGCUCUCCGACGGGGCCAGUUAUACCACCGGCAUUGACAUCCCCGUGGCAGGCAUUGUCGGGGCAUGGUAAUAGAGGUGACUGUGGCUGUUCAUUUGUACGCGUUUCGUUUGUUUCAUGAUAAUACUGCAUUGGGUGGAGUCUGUGUGAUAGAUGACCGGCCUUUCGGCUGUGACGAUGAAUGAAUUUCCAUUGCGUUUUAAAAAGAGAAUAUGUAUGUUGGGGUGUGUGUGUGUGUGUGUGCACAGGUGAUAUUGGGGUUGGUGGAGAAGUGAGGGUUGGAGUUGGAGUGAGGGCAUCAUCCAUUGCACGGAAGGAGCUCCCGCGACAGACGGCAGGCGAGACAGAGACAAAUGAGUCAGCCUCCUGCGG
Bipolaris sorokiniana ND90Pr is the source of this 1430-nucleotide messenger RNA. RefSeq lists its product as uncharacterized. The coding region runs from base 237 to 1130 and encodes 297 amino acids. NCBI's taxonomy places the organism in Eukaryota, Fungi, Ascomycota, Dothideomycetes, Pleosporales, Pleosporaceae. The record is from RefSeq and is a predicted model, not a curated record. Gene Ontology annotation, molecular function: oxidoreductase activity, acting on NAD(P)H, oxygen as acceptor. The transcript is spliced from 2 exons. Gene Ontology annotation, cellular component: intracellular anatomical structure.